GUGUGAUAAGUUGAGGGUUAGGAUCUCGAUAAGUGUGUGGUCCAACCCCCCAACACAUAGCAGAACAUACAAACCCUUUCAUUCAAGAUGCCGACAAAGUGGAAUAGUUUGGGUCAUUGCAGAUAAACUCGUCCUAACUAAGGUACCUUAAAUAAACGAUACUCACAAACAUUCUUUGUGUGUUCAGGUGUAAAUUGUUAUCAGCUAAUUAAAAGCUGUUAUGUAUUUCGUCCCAUUUACAGUUUGAGGUACAUAUUAAACAUCAAUGUGACACAAUCUACAUACCAUCCUCCAGUAUGUGUGCUUUAUCUAAACUCAAUUUACAGAACAAUCAAUAUUCCGCAACAGAGAUUGAUAAGCGCUCAUCAUGCUCUUUAUAAGGAAGUGUAAAUCAACAGAAUCAAUUAAAGUCAACUUUACCUUCAACAUUAAUCACCCACUAAAUUUCCUAACUAACCCUUUAACUUUCUGAACAAUGAUUAUCUCCAAAGUAGCGGCAACUCUUAUUCUACUUAUCCCCUUAAUCUUUAUUCCACUAGCCUCCUCACAAAAUGUUAUUCCCCCAGAAACACAACAGCGCAUCGAUUCUCUCAUCUCUUCAGUUAUUGAUCAACAGCACGUUCCAGCAUUCGUCCUGUCAAUCAUUAAAAACAAUGGAGAACUCCUUUACAAAACCGGAUAUGGAGAAAGAGACCGGGAAAAUGGACUACCCGCCGAUAGCGACUCUCUCUUUUCAAUCGGAUCUAUAACAAAAAGUUUUACGGCCAUGAUUACGGUGAAAUUCCUGAGCGAGAGAUUCCCCGAACUGGGGCAACUUGUACUGGACACGCCAAUUCGAGCUCUGGCACCAAGUUACGAUUUCGUGCUUGGAGACAGAUACAGAUCAGAGGCCGUGACCUUCCGUGACCUUCUGGCUCACAGGGUGUGUUAUCUCCCAGAAUAUACGGGAAUGUGGGUCCAGACUUAUACGGAUUCUAAAGAUUUCUUUUAUCGGCAAAGAUACGCGUACAAUUACUGCUCAUUCAGAAAUGCUUAUCUCUACAACAACGGACUUAUCGCUAUCGCUGGUGAUAUAAUUGCACAUAUGGCAAAUUCUACUUAUGAAGAGUUGUUAUCUGAUCUGCUUCUCUCAAUUGGGAUGAACAGUACAACCUGGGUCAAAGAAAGUGACGAUCACAACAACAUGAUGCUACGAGCCGUCCCAUACUACUGGAAAGAUGGUCAAUUACAGCGAUACAAUCCGGAACUGAUGAAAGGUGUCGUCCUUGUCAACGCUGCCGGAGGUAUUUUAAGUUCCGCGAGCGACAUGACGAAAUAUAUGCAAUUUCAUUUAAAUCUCGGAAAAGUUGGGAACACGCAAAUCAUACCUGCGGACGUCAUGAAUUGGUUGUACACCGCAUCCACCCUAACGCCUUAUGGAACUAUAAAAUCCGAAAGUAACCCGGAUGCAAUUGUAAAUUUAAAUAUUGCCUACGGUCUCUGUCUAGAUAUAGGAAUUUACGACGGGUGGCUCAGAAUAGGGCAUGGCGGAUAUCUUCCCCUUUUCGAAAGUUUGAUGACGCUAUAUCCGGAAUUGGGUCUUGGGAUAUUUAUGGCUAUGAGUGGUCCGGGUACUUUAUACGCCACUUCAAUGCCAAACUCUUGGAUAAAUGCGGAGAUCUUUGAGAUACUGCGAGGCUCAGAAACCCCGGGUACUCACACUUUGGACAAUAUAUUAACCAAUAGAGUUUCAGUAUCUCCCCCACUUGAUUUACAACCGGUUGCAAAUUUAUUUCCAACUCAAACCGGAAGUGAACCACUUCCAAGUAAAGUCAGAAUUUCUCCGGAAGAAGCUGUCGGUUCGUAUGGAAGCGGAUUUAAUGGUGAGAUGACCAUUUACUUCAAAAACAACUCGGCUGGAAUCCCACAACUUUAAUGGGAAUAUGGUAAAUGGGAAUUGGCAUGGCUGGAACAAAUAUCAGAGUCGACGUUCUCUAUUUCCGAGUGGGAUUCGGAUUUUUGGAUGAUGAGCUGGACCAAUCAACUUGGCAUGUCAAAUCUUACCUUAGAGUUCGCGGAUAUGGAUAACAUCCGCUACCUGGAUGAAGGUGCACAAGGGACAACCAAUUUUACCAGAGGGUUGCAAGUUGAUGACUUACCGGAAGUGCCAUGGGCGCCGGAUAGUUGUGGAAAAUAAGUGAGGCAUUCCAUGAUAUUGCAAAUAAUUCAAGAGUUUGUUACUGAAUAAUUUCUUGUAAAUGGAUAAUAAAUAGAUUAGAUUAGCAAUUUAACAAGUUGACGUGUCCGGAUUAUAGGUUUAAGUUCAAGUGAGCGACUUGUGGCUGAUAUCAUUGCGCAAUAUGAAUAAAAUACCAAUUAGUUAAUA
Molecule: messenger RNA, 2365 nt
Organism: Folsomia candida
Lineage: Eukaryota; Metazoa; Arthropoda; Collembola; Entomobryomorpha; Isotomidae
Product: beta-lactamase
Exons: 7
Coding region: 476-1915 (479 amino acids)
Source: RefSeq, a predicted model, not a curated record